AUGUCCAAUCCGCCAUUACAACAAGCUCAAGAACAGCCAUUCAAGGACACAAUUUUGACAAUCCUGAAUAACCAAAAUGCGCUGAUGGCAAGGUUAGCAGAGCAGAUGGCGGGUAUCCAAGGAAGUGUCCAAAAUACAAACCGGAACGAAUAUAUCCUCGAUUCCUUAGCGACGAAUAUCACGGAAUUUGUCUACGAUGCAGAAAAAGGAUGUUCUUUCGACGCUUGGUUCUCACGGUACGCGGAUCUUUUCGAAAAAGACGCUGCACAGCUUCAGGAUGACGCAAAAGUUCGACUUCUACUCAGAAAGCUGAGUCCCACCGCACACGAACGAUAUACUUCGUUCAUACUUCCUAAACUUUCGAAGGAAUUUACGUUUGAUGAGACCAUUGCCAAGCUUAAGACAAUUUUCGGCACGCCCGUGUCUACCUUUCAUCGUCGAUAUCAAUGCCUUCAGACGACGAAAGAUGAGAAUGAUGAUUUUAUCAGCUACUCUUGCAAGGUCAACCGUGCGUGCGUCGAUUUUAAGCUCCAGGAACUCAAAGAGGAGCAGUUCAAAUGCCUGAUAUUUGUGUGUGGACUCAAAUCUUCCAAGGACUCUGAUAUACGGAUGCGCUUGUUAUCGAAAAUCAACGAGACGAACGACAUCACAUUGGAAAAAGUAGUGGAGGAUUGCAAAAGCCUCAUAAAUCUGAAGAAAGAUACUGUUCUCAUCGGUGGUCAAACAUCGACAUCCACCGUCGCCGCUACGAAGGCCUACAGAUCUCGCUCUCCGAAUCAUCGCAAAAAGGGAAACUGGGGCAAUACCAAAAGCAAAGGAGACGCACCGAAGACGCCUUGUUGGUGCUGUGGUGGUAUGCAUUUCUCCAGCCAGUGCAGUUUCAAGGAACAUAAGUGCCGGGACUGCGGUCAGACGGGGCACAAGGAAGGCUACUGUGGGUGCUUCAAGCAGCGAUCGAAGUUCAAUAAAGGGAAGCAGCAGCAUAAACCAAGGCACUCGAAUAAGAUCGUCGUGGUAAAGGAUGUGAAGCGGAGCCGUCGGUACGUCGAAACCAACAUCAACGGUGUGCCAGUGAACCUUCAACUGGAUUCCGGGUCCGACAUAACCAUCAUUUCUAAACAAAAUUGGAUCAGAGUCGGGGCACCACAAACGUCACCACCCGACUGUCAGGUGCAGACUGCUUCGGGAAGCAGGCUUGCUAUCGAUGCGAUGUUCCGAGCCUCAAUCACCAUCGGCAAUACCCAACGGGAAGGCUCAGACUUGUUGGACGAGUUUGGCCUGUGGGACGUUCCAUUUUCGUCCUUCUGUAAGCUGGUCGACACCAAACAAGAAGACCAGCAGAUCGCCGAGUUGAGGGCCAUGUUUCCAGACGUUUUCACGGAACGCAUGGGCCUCUGUACGAAAACGCAAGUACAUUUCACGCUCAAGGAGGGAGCUCAACCAGUAUUCAGGCCUAAGCGACCGGUAUCAUACGGUAUGGAAGUGGUCGUCGAAGAUGAGCUGAAGCGCCUAGAACACCUGGGCAUCAUCACGCCGGUUACGUAUGCAGAUUGGGCAGCACCGAUUGUGGUGGUACGUAAGCCGGACCGCUCCGUCCGCAUAUGCGCCGAUUUUUCUACCGGCCUGAACAACGUGUUAGAGUCAAACAGCUAUCCUCUGCCUCUUCCGGAGGAUAUCUUCAAUCGAAUGGCAAAUUGCACUAUAUUCAGUCACAUCGACCUGUCCAACGCCUAUCUACAAGUUCCCGUAGACGAGGAAAGUCGCAAAUUGAUUAAUAUCAAUACCCACAAAGGACUGUACCGGUUCAACCGUCUCUCACCCGGAAUCAAAAGCGCACCGGGAGCGUUCCAACAGAUCAUGGACACGAUGCUAUCCGGCAUCGAAUGUACGUCACCCUACCUUGACGACAUCUUGAUCGGUGGCCGGAAUGCGGAGGAACAUAGACGAAAUUUACAUUUAGUCCUGCAACGCAUCCAGGAGUAUGGGUUCACCGUGAAGAUCGAAAAAUGCCGGUUCUUCAUGCACCAAGUUAAAUACUUGGGCCAACUUCUGGAUUCCGAGGGCAUACGCCCUGAUCCAGAUAAGGUGAAGGCAAUAAUCAACAUGCCUCCGCCAAACGAUGUACCCACCCUGAGAUCCUAUUUAGGGGCGAUUAAUUAUUACGGCAAAUACAUCCGAGAGAUGCGGAAACUUCGCCAACCGCUGGAUGAGCUCCUCAAGGAGGGGGCCAGUUUCCAGUGGACAGAUGCAUGUCAACGUUCAUUCAACCGUUUCAAAGAAGUUUUGCAAUCACCCCUCAUGCUGACUCACUACAAUCCUCGCCUAACGAUGGUAGUGUCAGCAGACGCAUCAAAUGUGGGAAUAGGCGCCCACAUUGCUCAUCGAUUCCCCGACGGGUCGGAAAAGGCAGUAUACCAUGCAUCCCGGAGUCUGACUCCAGCCGAAUCCCGCUAUAGUCAGAUCGAGAAAGAGGCGUUGGGCCUCGUAUACGCCGUAACAAAGUUCCAUAGAAUGAUCUACGGCAGACAUUUCAUCCUGCAGACGGACCACAAGCCUCUUGUGGCCAUUUUCGGCUCGAAACAAGGGAUUCCACCUUACACCGCCAACCGUCUCCAAAGAUGGGCACUCACCAUGUUACUCUACGAUUUCAAAAUCGAGCAUAUUUCUACGGAUCAUUUUGGGCACGCCGAUAUACUAUCCCGUUUGAUCAACAGCCACGUAAGGCCGAACGAGGACUAA
Messenger RNA from Toxorhynchites rutilus septentrionalis, 2739 nucleotides. RefSeq lists its product as uncharacterized. The record is from RefSeq and is a predicted model, not a curated record. The transcript has 2 exons. Bases 1 to 2739 code for a protein of 912 amino acids. Lineage: Eukaryota; Metazoa; Arthropoda; Insecta; Diptera; Culicidae.